GCUCCAAGAAAAUCAGGAUGAGAUUGAAAACAUGAUGAACGCCAUAUUCAAAGGAGUGUUCGUUCACCGAUAUCGUGAUGCGAUAGCAGAAAUCAGGGCGAUCUGUAUAGAAGAGAUCGGAGUGUGGAUGAAACUCUAUAGCGAUGCCUUCCUCAACGACAGCUAUCUGAAGUAUGUGGGCUGGACGAUGCACGAUAAGCAAGGCGAGGUACGUCUGAAGUGUCUGACAGCUCUGCAGGGUCUCUACUACAACAGAGAGCUCAACGCCAGACUGGAGCUCUUCACCAGCCGCUUCAAGGACCGCAUUGUCUCCAUGACUCUUGACAAAGAGUACGACGUUGCAGUACAAGCGAUUAAGCUGCUCACUCUAGUGUUGAAUAGUACAGAUGAAGUGCUGACUCCUGAGGACUGUGAGAGUGUGUAUCACUUGGUCUACUCGGCACACAGGCCCGUCGCCAUCGCAGCUGGAGAGUUCCUCUUUAAGAAAUUGUUCAGCCAGCGAGAACCAGAGGAGGAAGGUGCCCCCAAGAGGAGAGGCAGACAAAGCUCCAACGCCAACCUCAUCAAGACCACUGUCUUCUUCUUCCUGGAGAGUGAGCUCCACGAGCACGCGGCCUACCUGGUGGACUCUCUGUGGGAGUGCGGUCCAGAGCUACUGAAGGACUGGGAGUGUAUGAUCAGCUUACUGCUGGAUGACCCGCUGCCGGGGGAGGAAGCUCUCACGGAGAGACAAGAGACGGCCCUGAUAGAAAUCAUGCUGUGCACUGUACGCCAGGCGGCUGAAUGCCACCCACCUGUUGGGAGAGGAACAGGGAAGAGGGUGAUGACGGCUAAAGAGAAGAAGACUCAGCUGGAUGACAGGACCAGAAUGACGGAGCUGUUUGCUGUGGCUUUGCCCCCUCUGCUGGCCAAGUACGCCAUGGAUUCAGAGAAGAUAACUAACCUCCUUCAGCUGCCUCAGUACUUUGACCUGGACAUUUACACCACAGGACGUCUAGAAAAGCACCUGGAGUCCCUGCUGCGUCAGAUCAGGGAGAUUGUGGAGAAGCACACAGACACUGACGUGUUGGAGGUCUGCUCCAAGACUUACCACGCCCUCUGCAACGAGGAGUUCACCAUCUUCAACAAGGUGGACAUCGCCCGCUCCCAGCUGCUGGAUGAACUGGUGGACAAGUUCAACCGGCUACUGGAGGACUUCCUUCAAGAGGUAGGAGUGACGGGACGCACGUGUUCCUUGAACACGCAUGGUUUUACUCAUCACUCUUCUGGUCCAAUGGGCCUGCCCCUCUAACACUUAUCUACUUAACCACAUCAUAAAUUCACCACCAUGUUUUUCCUUAUUGUUAUGUUUCACCUGAAAAUGUCAACUU
Messenger RNA from Notothenia coriiceps (black rockcod), 1370 nucleotides. Its product is annotated as cohesin subunit SA-2-like. The transcript has 11 exons. Gene Ontology annotation, molecular function: chromatin binding. Lineage: Eukaryota; Metazoa; Chordata; Actinopteri; Perciformes; Nototheniidae. Gene Ontology annotation, cellular component: chromatin; cohesin complex; nucleus. The coding region runs from base 32 to 1291 and encodes 419 amino acids. The record is from RefSeq and is a predicted model, not a curated record. Gene Ontology annotation, biological process: sister chromatid cohesion.